AUGAAGUUCUCCAUCUUUUCCACCCUCGCCAUCGUCGGCGCCACCAUGGUGUCCGCUGUCCCUCACGAGAAGCGCGUUGACCAAUCUGCUCUGAAGCAGCAGGUCGAGAGCGCUGCUAAGUCUUCUCCUGCCUCGAGCAUCACCCAGACCGAGGUCACCGAAGUCGACUGCAUCAAGCCUCUGCUCUGCUGCGACGGCCUCACCACCCCUCUUGACGGCAUCGUCGACGGUGUCCUGGCUGCUCUGGACAUCAACGGCGCUGCCAUCGUUGGCUCCAUCGGUCUCCUCUGCCACGCCUAUGACGACAGUUGCCCCUCCGCACCCCAGUGCUGCACUGAGGCCAACAUUCUGGGCGGUACCCUUGCUCUUGGCUGCCAGGCUCUCAAGCAGUAG
This is a messenger RNA of Aspergillus wentii DTO 134E9, 393 nucleotides long. RefSeq names its product hydrophobin family protein. The transcript is spliced from 3 exons. Gene Ontology annotation, cellular component: fungal-type cell wall. The record is from RefSeq and is a predicted model, not a curated record. Gene Ontology annotation, molecular function: structural constituent of cell wall. The coding region runs from base 1 to 393 and encodes 130 amino acids. Lineage: Eukaryota; Fungi; Ascomycota; Eurotiomycetes; Eurotiales; Aspergillaceae.